AUGGUUGGUCUUCUCACGACCGCAGCCUUUGCCUUGGCGCUGGUCGCCCCCGUGCUAUGUCUAGGCCAGAAACCGAUAUCCUCCUACACAUGCACGCACCCGCCCUACAAGAUCCACAUGAUCUCCAAGUCACCUCUUGUAAUUUACAUUACCGAUUUCAUCACGCCCACAGAGCGGUUUCAUCUCUUGGAUUUGGCGAACGGCACCUUUACUGAUUCCGGCGUUAUCGAUGCUUCUGGUGGAAAAACCACGCACAACGUACGAACAUCUCAAAGCACCAGUCUUUGGCGGGACGAUGUUGUUCGCUGUAUCGAAGAGCGUGCAGUCUCCUUCCAGGGCUAUAGCACACCAAAGAAUCACAUGGAGCCGCUGCAACUAGUCAAGUACGGGAAAGGUCAGCGGUACCACUUUCACACAGACUGGUUCACCGAUCCCGCACACACCAGAGCUCAUCUAGGCGGUAAUCGACUUUCUUCUUUCUUUGGCUAUGUGUCGGCGGUCAAUGUCACUGGAGGGGGGACCAACUUUCCGCUUUUGGAUGCACCGUCCGACGACCAAUGGUGCGCCUUCAUUGACUGUGACGAACCUUGGGAAAGAGGGGUGACAUUCCGCCCACUGGAGGGAAACUUUGUGUACUGGGAAAAUCUCCACGAAGACGGUUCCGGAGACCAACGUAAUCUACAUGCCGGGCUGCCGCUCACGGGUGGCCAAAAAGUUGGGAUGAAUAUUUGGACGAGGCAAGCUCCAUUGAGCAAGGAGACUCGAGGAGAUGACUGA
Messenger RNA from Colletotrichum orchidophilum, 777 nucleotides. Its product is annotated as 2OG-Fe(II)oxygenase superfamily protein. Gene Ontology annotation, molecular function: L-ascorbic acid binding; iron ion binding; procollagen-proline 4-dioxygenase activity. The coding region runs from base 1 to 777 and encodes 258 amino acids. Gene Ontology annotation, biological process: peptidyl-proline hydroxylation to 4-hydroxy-L-proline. The transcript has 2 exons. The record is from RefSeq and is a predicted model, not a curated record. Gene Ontology annotation, cellular component: endoplasmic reticulum. Lineage: Eukaryota; Fungi; Ascomycota; Sordariomycetes; Glomerellales; Glomerellaceae.